AUGGACGGUGGGAGUAAGACGUCCAACACCCACCAGCGACGGCUGCAACAAGUCGACGGGAAUGAGGAGCCAUCAAUCAAGCCAGAGCGAGAUACAACAGCGCAAGAUGAGCAUUCAGCCGAGCUAUUGUUCACCUAA
This is a messenger RNA of Penicillium oxalicum, 138 nucleotides long. RefSeq lists its product as uncharacterized. NCBI's taxonomy places the organism in Eukaryota, Fungi, Ascomycota, Eurotiomycetes, Eurotiales, Aspergillaceae. The transcript has a single exon. Bases 1 to 138 code for a protein of 45 amino acids. The record is from RefSeq and is a predicted model, not a curated record.